GCGCGCCUAGUGCCCCCGGAUCGUCCAAAGACGCGCUGCGCGACUACACGACUACUCGACUGCUCGCCACCACCCACGAGCCACCUAAUUCUCUCCGACGCUCUAUUCGCACAGUGACGAGACGACGCACGCGAGUGGGGAGACGAUAAGUCCCAUCAAGAUAUGGUGCCGCGAAUCUCUCUUUCGUUUCGUUUCGUUGACACAAGUGAAGAAAAGUGAAACUCCUACAUCCGAUCGGGAGUAAUAAAAGUGUACCCAUACAAAGUACAACAUACGGAAAUCCCGCGGUCAUGUGCGGGCCGCAAUUGAAAUCGGUUCGGAGCAGUGCUCGGAACAAAUAGUAGCGGCGCGUCUCGAUCGAAGUAUUAUCGUACAGCUGCUCCAGGAGCAACGACGUCUCGCGCAGCGCAUUACGAGUCUAAAUAGCGAGAGCAGCUCCGCGAGAGGAGCCGACGCAGCUCGGCAUGGAGCUGAUCCGUCGUCCACUAGGCGGCGGCAGCAUAAAAAGCUCCAAGCUCCAGCUACUGCUCGUACUUCUCCUCACUGCUUCCGGCUCGUCGGCGGAUAUCGACGUGUCGCUGAGGAUACCCGCGGCGGUGGCCGAAAACUCCACCGUCAAGAUGACCUGCGAUUACAAUCUCAACAACAUGCCGCUGUACUCGGUCAAGUGGUACAAGGGCAACAAGGAGUUUUACAGGUUCAUCCCGAAGGAGCUGCCGCCCAAAUCUGUUUUUCCACCGCUCGGUCCAAAAGUCGACUAUAAUCAAAGCGACGACCAUCACGUGAUACUGAGGAGCGUCGAGACUAAUUUGGCCGGGAGGUAUCGCUGCGAGGUGUCGACCGACUCGCCGAGCUUCAUAACCCGAGUCGAGACGGGCUACAUGCACGUCGUCAAGAUGCCGCAGCGCAACAUGACGCUGCGAAUGGAGAAGAAGACGUACUCGCCCGGAGACACGAUUCGCGGCAACUGCACCGCGCCUCCUGCCAACCCAGCGGCCAACAUCACCUGGACCAUCAACGAUCGCCGGGUGAACUCGAGUAGCAUAAGGAACAUAGGAAAGAACGACAAUCGCACGCUCGUCCAAGCCGGCCUGGAGCUCGAGCUACGUCCUGAAAUUCUCAGCCGCGGCAGAUCGCUGCGCAUCACCUGUCGUGCCAACAUCUUCCACCUCUACGACGACAAGAUCAGCGUCGUGCUGGAGGAGGAGCACCCGAAGCUCGCCACCGUGCUCGGCACUCGGGACACCACUCACAAUCUUUUUUACAUGUUUUAUUCAGGCUCGACGACGAGCGCCCGAUCGAGCUUGCUGGCCCUGCUGCUCACGACAAUACUGACGCUCGCCGCCGCUACGAGAUAACAUCCAUGGGCCGACACCCUGGACUCUUGCGUCCUCUAAGACACCUACACCCUGCGAGGACACACAUGCUUAUCUGGCCAAUCAAAAGCUGAGCGAGCGACAAACAGGACGAGAGAUCGAGGCGAAGCACCUAUACAUAAAUACACGCGUACAUGUAUAUUAUAUAGAAAAAAAAUGGAGCAGGGAGCGAAGGGAGGAAACCGAUUCGAUCAUUCCCAAGAGUUAUUUCUGUAAAUAGAAGAUGAAAAUUAACAAAAUUAACAAAUAAAAAAUUACUAUAAUUUAGAAACAAAAUAAC
Messenger RNA from Trichogramma pretiosum, 1656 nucleotides. RefSeq lists its product as uncharacterized. NCBI's taxonomy places the organism in Eukaryota, Metazoa, Arthropoda, Insecta, Hymenoptera, Trichogrammatidae. The transcript has 6 exons. The record is from RefSeq and is a predicted model, not a curated record. The coding region runs from base 465 to 1358 and encodes 297 amino acids.